This is a messenger RNA of Closterium sp. Naga37s-1, 1008 nucleotides long. The record is from the annotation of a GenBank genome assembly. NCBI's taxonomy places the organism in Eukaryota, Viridiplantae, Streptophyta, Zygnematophyceae, Desmidiales, Closteriaceae.
AUGGCUUUUGACUCAAGUCAGACUUCGAACGCAUGCAAUCUAUUGGUGGGCAAUCCAACCGCCGCGUAUAACUCGUGCCGCGCCGCCUCUGCUGAUUUAGAAGCUUCUUCUUCCGCCGAACCGCCGUUUACCGAAGCUUCCAUAGGAGCCUCCGCGCCGCUGCUUACCAAGCCUAGCUGGCUGGUCAAGGUCCGAGGCGCGCUCACCCCGCGCGAAUGGAUCACCGUCGGAUGCCUCGCCGCCGCGAUCUGCGCGCUGCACGUGAUUGGCUGGGGCACGCUGGUCGUGUUUGUGGUGCCCGGGCAUUACACCUUGCCGGGCGGGGGCGGCACGUUAGGCGUGGGUCUGGGAGUGACGGCGUAUAUGCUGGGCAUGCGGCACGCGUUCGACGCCGAUCACAUUGCAGCAAUUGACAACACGACGCGCAAGUUCCUAGCAGAGGGGAGGAGGACGCUGACGGUGGGGUUCUGGUUUGCCCUCGGCCACUCCUCCGUGGUCUUCCUCGCUGCGCUCAUCAUUGCAGUGGGCUUUAAGGCCUUCCCAGGAGAGGUGGAAUCGGAGGAGUCGCAGCUGCAUGUGAUUCUCGGCCUUGUGGGUGCGCUUGUCUCCAGCAUCUUCCUGCUGCUUAUAGGCGCCAUCAACCUCCUCGUUUUAAUUCACCUCGUUAAGGUGUUCCGUGCAACACGGAAUGGCACGGCUAGAGAAGCAGACUUAGAGGACUUGACACUACAGGGGGGGAUGUUCGGCCGCUGCCUGGGCCGCAUCGCAGCGCUGAUAAAGCACCCGCCCCAGAUGUACCUGUUGGGGUUCCUCUUUGGGCUUGGCUUUGACACGGCCACGGAGGUCGCUCUGCUCUUCAUGGCUGCUGGUGCUGCUUCCUCCGGCCUGCCCUGGUUCGCGAUCCUCUGCCUUCCGGUCGCUCUGCUCUUCAUGGCUGCUGGUGCCGUCUCCUCCGGUCUCCCCUGGUUCGCCAUCCUCUGGUCAUAUUCGCUGCUGGUACGCCUGUAG